This is a messenger RNA of Siniperca chuatsi (mandarin fish), 7306 nucleotides long. RefSeq names its product otoferlin a (gene otofa). NCBI's taxonomy places the organism in Eukaryota, Metazoa, Chordata, Actinopteri, Centrarchiformes, Sinipercidae. Bases 322 to 6600 code for a protein of 2092 amino acids. Gene Ontology annotation, molecular function: calcium ion binding; AP-2 adaptor complex binding. Gene Ontology annotation, biological process: plasma membrane organization; synaptic vesicle priming. The transcript is spliced from 50 exons. Gene Ontology annotation, cellular component: presynaptic active zone membrane; synaptic vesicle membrane. The record is from RefSeq and is a predicted model, not a curated record.
GAUCUUUUACAAUUAGAGCAUCCACCAUCCCCACGCUGAAGCUGAAGCACACCCCCCGCCCUUCCUGCACGACGGGAAGACUACAACCAAGUGCCAGCCCGGAGAUGCGCUACAGACCCAGCAGCCACGGAGCACGGAGCGAGAGAAAAUUUUACCCGGAGCCUGUAAUUAACCCACUAUUUGGUGUCUUUUAUGGAAAAUUAUUUUUGUGUCCAGACGCAAGGAGAGGCUCACCUGAAGAAAAUUAAACACAGAUUGCAGCAAACUGGUUCAAGUUUUAUCUGCGUGGAGUAAAGUUACUCCCCUGACCUUUGUGGACUAAUGAUGGCUCUAAUGGUUCACCUGAAGACGGCCGCUCACCUUCCGGGGAAAGGUGACAGGAUCGCCAAAGUUACAUUCAGAGGUCUGUCGUUCUACAGCCGUGUGGCAGAGAACUGUGAGGAGGCGGCCCACUUUAAUGAGACAUUUCGAUGGCCUAUUGCCAGCAGGCUGGAUGGAAACGAGAUGCUGGAGAUCCAAGUGUACAAUUACAGCAAAGUCUUUUCCAACAGACUGGUGGGGACUUUCUGUAUGGUACUUCAGAAGGUGGCUGAGGAAGGACACCUAGAGCUGACCGACACACUCAUCGAUGAUAACAACACGUCAAUAAAGACCAGCGUUACUAUAGAGAUCAGAUACCAGUCGAUGGAUGGCACAGUGGGAGUGUGGAGCGACGGGGAGUUCCUGGAUGUUCCUGACGACCGUGAUGGGAUGUUUGCCUUUGAAACAGACAGCUUGCUGUCAGGACAAAGCCACGGGUCAGGGACGUCUCCUGGACGAUCCUUACAGGGAUCCAUACCAACCUUCAGGAAUCCUGAUGUGGGAGCAGACGAUGACGACAUGAAGACAUGCCUCUUGGGAUCAAAGGAAAAGAAGGAAAGAGGAAAUAAUAGCAAAGGAAAGGAAAGGAAAGUGAAGGGAGUGAAACACAAAGCAGGGAAGGGAGUUUUCUCAGCCAUGAAGCUUGGCAAGAUCAAGAGCUCUAAAGACGAUCACAAGAAAGGAGAUGAGCCGGCGGUCCUGGACAUGGAGGACCUGGACAGGAAGGCGAUGCGUCUUGCUGGAUCACUGGACCCAGACACCGUCUCUCUGGCCUCUGUCACCGCCGUCACCACCAACGUCUCCAAUAAGAGGUCAAAGCCAGAUAUCAAGAUGGAACCGAGCUCUGGACGACCAGUGGAUUAUCAGAUCAGCAUCACAGUGGUCGAGGCCCGGCAGCUGAUAGGCCUCAACAUGGACCCUGUGGUGUGUGUGGAGAUCGGAGACGAAAAGAAGUACACGUCUAUGAAGGAGUCCACCAACUGCCCAUACUACAAUGAGUAUUUUGUCUUUGACUUCCACGUCCCUCCUGAUGUCAUGUUUGAUAAGAUCAUCAAGCUCUCAGUUAUUCACUCUAAAAAUCUUCUUCGGAGUGGGACCUUGGUGGGAACCUUUAAGAUGGAUGUCGGGACUGUUUACUCUCAGCCUGAACAUCAGUUUUACCACAAGUGGGCCAUCCUGUCUGAUCCUGAUGACAUAACAGCAGGGUGUAAAGGAUAUAUAAAAUGUGACAUCGCUGUUGUCGGGAAGGGUGACAACAUCAAGACCCCACACAAGGCUAACGAGACAGAUGAAGAUGACAUAGAGGGGAACCUCCUGCUCCCAGAGGGAAUCCCAGCAGAGAGGCAGUGGGCAAGGUUUUAUGUGAAGAUCUACCGCGCUGAGGGACUUCCUAAAAUGAACACCAGCAUCAUGGCUAAUGUGAAGAAGGCCUUCAUAGGAGAGAACAGAGACCUGGUGGACCCCUACGUUCAAGUGCAGUUUGCUGGGCAGAAAGGGAAAACUUCAGUCCAGAAGAGCAGUUAUGAACCAAUCUGGAACGAGCAGGUCAUCUUCACUGAGUUGUUCCCUCCACUCUGCAAACGCAUGAAGGUCCAGAUACGAGACUCGGAUAAGGUCAACGACGUUGCCAUAGGAACCCACUUUAUUGACCUACGCAAGAUCUCAAAUGAUGGUGACAAAGGGUUCCUGCCCACACUGGGUCCAGCUUGGGCCAACAUGUACGGUUCCACCCGUCAGUAUACUCUGAUGGACGAGCACCAGGACCUGAAUGAGGGUCUUGGAGAAGGCGUGUCCUUCAGAGCCCGUCUCCUGCUCUCCAUUGCUGUGGAGAUCCUGGACACCUCUUCACCUGAGAUCAUAAGCUCCACCGAGGUGCAGGUAGAGACUGUCUCCAACAUCUCAGAGAGCGCCACUGGGAAAAUAGAUGAGUUCUUCCUCUUUGGUUCCUUCCUGGAGGCCACCAUGAUCGACAGGAAGAUUGGUGACAAACCAAUAACUUUUGAAAUCACGAUAGGUAACUAUGGCAACCAGAUAGAUGGUGUAAGCAAGCCUUCAUCAGCAAGGAAGAAGAAGAAAGAUGGGGAGAAUGAUAAAGAGGAGAGCGAGCUCAUCCAGAACUCCAGUGAGGACGAGACAGAUGAGGACGGGGACCUGGUCUCUGUCUCCUCCACUCCUCUAAUGAAGCCUGUCAUCACCGACAGGAAUUACUUCCAUCUUCCCUACUUUGAAAAGAAGCCAUGUGUCUACAUCAAAAGCUGGUGGCAGGACCAGAGAAGACGACUUUACAACUCCAACAUGAUGGACAAGAUCGCUGACAAGCUGGAAGAGGGUUUGAAUGAUGUUCAGGAGAUCAUUAAGACAGAGAAGGCUUUUCCAGAACGCAGACUCAGGGGAGUGCUGGAGGAGCUCAGCAUCGGCUGCAGUCGGUUUGUGACUCUGGCUAACAAGGAUAUGAACCAGGCAGGCCGAACCAAACUGGAUCGAGAACGGCUCAAGUCCUGCAUGAGAGAGAUGGACAGCAUGGGCCAGCAGGCCAAGCAGAUCCGGACUCAGGUGAAGAAAAACACAGUCAGAGACAAACUCAAGCUGGUGCAGAACUUCCUGCAGAAGCUCCGUUUCCUCGCUGACGAGCCUCAGCACAGCAUCCCAGAUGUUUUCAUCUGGAUGAUGAGCAACAACAAACGCAUCGCCUAUGCCCGGAUUCCUUCCAAAGACAUUCUGUACUCCAUAGUUGAUGAGGAAACAGGAAAAGACUGCGGCAAAGUCAAAGCUGUCUUCCUCAAGCUGCCUGGUAAGAAGGGCUUUGGUCAUGCAGGCUGGACAGUUCAGGCUAAGCUGGAGUUGUAUCUGUGGCUUGGCCUCAACAAGCAAAGGAAGGACUUCCUCAGUGGUCUGCCUAAUGGUUUUGAAGAGAUCAAAGCCGCUAAAAUGGGCCCCGGUCUUCAGUCUGUCCCCCCCGUCAGCCUCGUCUACAACAUGAAGCAGGUGUUUCAGCUGAGAGCACACAUGUACCAGGCCCGCAGUCUGUUUGCUGCUGACAGCAGCGGCCUUUCAGAUCCCUUCGCUCGGGUCUUCUUCUCCACACACAGCCAGGUUACUGAGGUCCUGAGCGAGACUCUUUGCCCUACAUGGGACCAGCUGCUGGUGUUUGACGAUGUGGAGCUGUUUGGGGAAGCCAGUGAGCUGAGAGACGACCCACCAAUCAUUGUAGUUGAAAUCUAUGACCAGGACACUGUGGGGAAGGCAGAGUUCAUAGGUCGAACGUUUGCGAAGCCCACCAUCAAGAUGUGUGACGAGUACUACGGCCCCCCGAGGUUCCCACCACAGCUGGAGUACUACCAGGUUUAUAGAGGGAACUUCACUGCCGGGGAACUGCUGGCUGCCUUUGAGCUGCUACAGAUACCUUUCGAUGAGGAGGCAAUUAGGCGAGCUCUGAUCGCUGUCCAUAACUUUGCUGUUCCUCAAAUAAAGAUUGGUCAAGGAGGGAGGACCGAUCUUCCUCCCCUUGAAGGGCCGACAGACUCGGAGCGUGGACCCAUUCUGCCUGUGCCGUUGGGCAUCCGACCCGUCCUAAGUCGCUACCGCAUAGAGGUUUUGUUCUGGGGCUUAAGGGACCUGAAGAGGAUUAACCUGGCCCAGGUGGAUCGGCCCCGUGUGGACAUAGAGUGUGCAGGUAGAGGUGUGCAGUCUGUCCUCAUCCAGAACUACAAGAAAAACCCCAACUUCAGCACCCUGGUUAAAUGGUUUGAGGUGGACCUUCCAGAGAAUGAGCUUCUCCACCCUCCUCUCAACAUCCGGGUGGUGGACUGCCGGGCAUUCGGCCGGUACAUCCUGGUGGGGUCCCAUGCUGUCACCAGCCUGAGACGUUUCAUCUACAGCACUCCAGACAAGACCUCCAACAACUGGGCCACUGCAGCUAAGCUAAUGAAUGGCUACAUGGUCCUUGCCAAUGGUGGCUCCCAGCCUCGCUCCUCACCCAGCCUUUCCUCCCGCACCCUCUCUCGCCCCGCAGGUGACAUCAUCGUCAACAUGGACACCGAGCCUCCGGUCCGAAAGAUGGACACAGUCGUUAAGUUAGACGCUACGUCUGACGCUGUUGUAAAAGUUGGUAUGACUGAGGAGGAGAGUGACAAAGAGAAAAAGAAGAAGAAGAAGAAAAAGAAGGGAGGGGUGGAGGAAGAGGAUGAGACAGAUGAGAGAGUGCUGGACUGGUGGUCCAAAUAUUUUGCUUCAAUAGAGACGCUGAAGGAGACCCUCAGAGCCCAGGAGGCGGCUCAGGCAGAGGCGGAGGAGAGAGAGGACCUGGAGAUAGCUGCAGAGGCAGCAGAUAUAAAACCCGAUGACCUUCUUGUGAAAGGCUCCAAGACAAAGGAAAAGAGCAAAGAGAAGAAGAGCUCCAAGGACAAGAAGAAGGGUCAGGCUGCAGACGGCUCGGAGAAACGACCGGCUAAAGCAAAAGUAGACGAGCUGUUGGUGUACAACAAGGAGCUGGAGAGUGAGUAUGGCAACUUUGAAGACUGGCUCCACACUUUCAACUUGUACAGAGGAAAGGCUGGGGAUGACGACGAACAUGCUCUGGAUGAUGACAGGAUUGUUGGCAGAUUCAAGGGAUCCUUGUGUAUGUACAAGCUACCUCUGUCUGAGGAGAUCACAAGAGAGGCAGGAUUUGAUCCUAAUAUGGGCAUGUUCCAGAGCAUUCCACAUAAUGAUCCAAUAAAUGUCCUUGUCCGUGUCUAUGUGGUCAGGGCUACAGAUCUUCAUCCUGCUGAUAUCAAUGGGAAGGCUGAUCCAUACAUUGUCAUCAAGCUGGGCAAGUCAGAGGUCAAGGACAAAGAGAACUACAUCUCCAAACAGCUCAAUCCUGUAUUUGGCAAAUCAUUUGACAUUGAGGCCACGUUCCCCAUGGAGUCCAUGCUAACGGUGUCCGUGUACGACUGGGACCUGGUCGGCACUGAUGACCUGAUUGGAGAGACAAAGAUUGACCUGGAGAAUCGUUUCUACAGCAAAUACAGAGCCACCUGCGGCAUUUCAUCCAACUACUCUGUCCAUGGAUACAAUGUUUGGCGGGACCCUAUGAAGCCCAGUCAGAUCCUGGUGAAGCUCUGUAAGGACGGCAAGAUUGACGGACCUCAUUAUGGGCCAGGAGGCAAAGUCAAGGUGGCGAAUCGAAUCUUUCUGGGAUCUACAGAGAUCGAGGAUGAAAAUGGUCUGAAGAAGCAGACUGAGGAGCAUUUGGCUCUGACAGUGCUGAACCACUGGGAGGAGAUCCCGAGGGUGGGCUGCAAGCUCGUCCCUGAACACGUGGAGACCAGACCCCUGCUUAACCCCGACAAACCCGGCAUCGAACAGGGCCGUAUUGAGAUGUGGGUGGACAUGUUUCCUAUGGACAUGCCUGCUCCUGGACCUGCGAUUGACAUAUCACCACGGAAACCAAAGAGAUAUGAGCUCAGGGUGAUUAUUUGGAAUACAGACGAAGUAAUACUGGAGGACGAUGAUUACUUCACUGGGGAAAAGUCCAGUGACAUAUUUGUCAGGGGAUGGCUGAAAGGACAGCAGGAGGAUAAGCAGGACACAGAUGUGCACUAUCACUCCCUGACUGGUGAGGGAAACUUUAACUGGCGCUUUGUCUUCCCCUUCGAUUACCUCAUGGCUGAGGAGAAGAUCGUCAUCUCUAAGAAAGAGUCCAUGUUCUCCUGGGAUGAGACUGAAUAUAAGAUCCCUCCUCGCCUCACGCUGCAGGUUUGGGAUGCCGACCACUUCUCUGCUGAUGACUUCCUGGGUGCGAUUGAGCUGGACCUAAACCGGUUCCCUCGUGGCGCCAAAACGGCCAAGCAGUGUUCCCUUGACAUGAUCCGAAAUGAGCAGGAGCUGCCCACCAUUUCCAUCUUCAAACAAAAGAGGGUCAAAGGCUGGUGGCCAUUUGUAGCCCGAGAUGAGAACGAUGAGAUGGAGCUAACGGGUAAGGUAGAAGCUGAGCUUCAUCUGGUGACAGCAGAAGAGGCGGAGAAAAGUCCUGUAGGACUUGGACGAAAUGAGCCUGAUCCACUGGAGAAACCAAAUCGCCCAGACACCACCUUCCUGUGGUUCCUGAGCCCACUGAAAGCCAUCCGCUACCUGGUGUGCAACCGCUACAAGUGGCUGAUCAUCAAGAUCGUGCUGGCCCUGCUGCUGCUCAUCAUGCUGGGCCUCUUCCUCUACAGCAUGCCGGGCUACCUUGUCAAGAAACUGCUGGGGGCCUGAGAGGCUACUGGGAGGACAGGGGGGUGGCCAGCUGGAUAGAUGGAAGGAUGGAUGAAUGGGGGAGGCACUUGUGGAGGAGAGUAUGAGGAGUCUCCCUUAGUCUCACCCAUAGGAAGGGAGGCAGAGGGAGGAGAAGGCGCUUUGGAGGUCUGGUUGUAUUAUUUUCUCCUCCCUAAUCCAUUCUGAUCGUCAUAAACAGCUCGCCACCUUCCACCUUAGCACCUUAGCUCUGAGGAGAGAGGCAGAUGACGACCCCCCCAAAAAAAAAAAAAAAAAGUAAUGAGAAACAGUAAUCCUCUAUCCAAUCUGCAGCAAGCCUAACAAAUUGAAUGCUCAGUAUCUGGACUCCAUCCUUGAACUGAACUAAAAAGCAAUCACUUUGCCACAAAGUAACACCUUCUUCUUUCCAAGCAAUGUUACAAAUGUUACAUGACAGUGAAUGUUUCUUUAUCUGUUCAUACAGCUUAUUAAGCUAAAUCAAAGUGUUGUGUUAGUGGUCAGACGAUUGCAUGGACAUUCAUUUCAAGUGAUGCUAUAAGGUCUCCCAUUACUGCUACAAUGUCUGCUGUUGAAAGUAAAUAGGGAACAAAUUAACAAUAUUUAGCAUUUAUAUGUUAAUAUAUAUAAACAUUUAAUAAAUUGUUUACACAAUUCACUGUAAUGUAGUUGUAAGCAGAUGUAAGGACUUUUUAAGUGUUUAUUAAUG